CAAAUUAGCUCCGAAGAGAUUGCCUCAGUUUACCUCCAUUCGUCGCGAAAAUCAAACCAUUUUUGUGAAUAUAGUUCAAGUAUAGAAAAGUUAGAGGUGAAAAUGCUUCUCUUUCUUGCGAUUCUUGCGUUUACCGCGUGGUUAUUCGUUGUGAUUAAUCGCACCGGGAAAUAUUGGAAAAAAUAUGGAAUCCCAUUUAUUUCAUCAAUUCCACUUUUGGGAAAUUUUUGGGAAGUUGCUACAUUUAAAAAAUCCGUCAUAACGGUUUUUGAUGAUUUGUACAAUGAUGUGAAGACAAAAGAUGAACCAAUUGUUGGUAUUCAUUGCUUCCAUAAACCAUCUUUACUCAUUAAAGAUCCCGAAAUGAUUAAGAAGGUCCUCAUUAAGGAUUUCAGCAAUUUCUCCGACAGGCACGUAUCAUCAGACCCACACUCUGAUGCACUCGGAAGCAACAAUUUAUUCAUGAUGAGAAACCCAGAAUGGAAGGAAAUGCGAUCAAAACUCUCACCUGUCUUCACGUCCGGUAAGAUGCGUCACUUCUUCAAUCUCAUGAUGGACGCUGCAGCGGAUUUGGAUAAAUUCCUUGCGCGUGAAGCCGAAAAGUCCCCGACAAAUUCCUUCGUGACGGAAAUGAAGGAAUUCUGUGCACUCUUCACAACGGACGUCAUUGCAAGCUGUGCCUAUGGCAUUGAGGCACACAGUAUGACUGAUCCAAAUUCCGCUUUUCGCAGAAAUGGACGCAAAGUGUUUGAUUUCAACUUAAGGCGCUCAACGGAAGUUAACAGCUUCUUUUUCCUUCCUGAAUUGGUUCCAUUCUUUCGCUUUAAGUUGUUCUCCAAUGAAACAACGAACUUUCUGCGUUCCACGAUGAAUCACGUAAUGGAGGAACGUGAGAAGUCAGGCUACACACGCAAUGAUCUCAUUGAUAUCCUCAUUGGGUUGAAGAAUGCAAAGCGCGAUAAGGAAGAUAGGAUAAAGUUUGAAGGGGAUGUUCUUGUAGCACAGGCUGGGGUCUUCUUCACAGCUGGCUUCGAGACGUCUUCAGCAACAAUGUCAUUUGCUCUCUACGAGCUCGCAAAGCAGCCUCAUCUCCAAAAGCGUCUGCAGAAGGAAAUUCGAGAUCAUGCAGCGAAAUACGACGGGAAGCUAACUUAUGACAAUAUCAAUGAACUCGAAUAUCUAUCAUUGGUUAUUCAGGAAACAUUGCGCCUUUACCCACCACUACCAUUCUUGGAUAGAAUCUUCACGCCAACACAGGACAAGCCAACUUACUCUAUUGAACCCUACGCUGACUUCUCCAUGCCCCAGGGGAUGCCUGUAUUCAUCCCCAUUUUCUCAAUUCAGAGAGACCCUAAAUACUUCACUGAUCCCAAUACCUUCAACCCAGAUCGUUUUGCACCUGAAAAUAAGGACAAUCUCCAUCCCUACACUUACCUUGCCUUCGGUACUGGACCCCACAACUGCAUUGGUGAACGUUUCGGUGUGAUUCAGGCGAAGAUUGGACUAAUUAGUAUCCUCAAGCGCUACACAGUGGAAUUCACGGCUCAAACACCUAAAACAAUGAAACUGGAGAAGAAGGCCAUCAUCCUCCAGGCUGAGGGUGGAAUUCACCUCAAUGUGAAGCGCGAAUAGUGAGCGUGACUAGCAAAUUCGCGUGACUAACACACUCUAUAAUCGGUUGAUGGACACAUAAAGAAAAACUUACUGCUGUAUGAAAAGCAAGAGUUGAGGAGGGUAAUAAAGCUUAAACAAGUCAAGUAAUAAAGUAUUCGUGUUGCAAAGAAAAAUUCUUUAUUGGAUUCUUCUGCAUUUUAGAAACUUUACAAUAUGUACACCAAAUUAGGUGAAGAAAAAAGAUUUAUUAACAACUUGUUGCCUUAAAUAUAAAUACAAAAUACUUUCACCACAAUAGGUGAUUUUUAUAUGAUUCUAUACAGAAAAUACAAACUUUUCUUAAAUAAUUUUCUUAAUUUAUUUGCUCUAGUUGUGAGACUCAUAUUGGUUUUUUUUUUAUUUUUAUUCUUAAGCUCUAGGUCUUACCCUUCUUAAAUCGCACCGUAUUUAUGUAAAUAAAACCCAGUUCAACUUUUAUUUUUUUAAUAAAACAACUCAGUGGUAAAAAUUCCCAUUUGAAAAAUUAUAUAAAUCUAGCGCCAGAAGUGGCAGGUGUUAUGUAUAACAGAGUAAUGUGUACCAACUGCUAGAAAUAUAUAUAAAGAGUUGGUAGCCCUCCCGAGUCAUGAGACUCAACCGAAGUCACAUGGGCAUUCGAGAUCGGGCUACCGACUAGUUCACACGCAACAUACAGUCUUUUCAGCAGGAACCGUCCGAUUGGCGUACGAAGGAUGAAAAGAGCGACAAAAGAGGUGGUAGACCUAACAAGACCUAACUCCUUUGUUAUAUCUGCCGAUCUGCCGAGCACUUGGCCCGUAAGACGGAAAUACAGACGGAAGUCUUCAUGAAGGCUUGUUUCCUACUGAAAACAAUAAAUCUUGGACUCCUGUAUAAAAUAGACACCAUCAAUGUGCUCAAUCACCUUAUGACAAGUAAAACAUGAGCUGGAUGAUCUUCCCCAUUGAGACAAGAGUGGCAACCAACAAAAUUCCUACGAUUGUACAAGGCUGGUUCUAUCACGGAUUGGAACUAACCUCUACAUGUGAUUACAAGUGGUAUGGCUCUCGAGCAAUGACUCAUCAGGCAACUGAAAUUUUACCUUCAAUGAGCGAAUGUCACCAUGAGAUUCACAAAAUGGAAAUUGGGGUGUAUAUGGACAAAACCUACCCUCCAUUUGAGUGUCAUUGGAAUAGUGAAACUGAUCUAACAAAAACAAGAUUGAUUUUGAUUGAACACAAUGUUAAGUUUGACCCAUACUUGAAUUUGUGGGUUGAUCCAGCUUUCCGAAAUCAGAAAUGUCGUAUACUUCCGUGCCUUACGACUAACCCCUCGAUAUUCUGGAUUCCCAAAUCUGUGACAAUAGAAAAUUGCCAUCUGGAUGACAUUAAAGUUGGUUUUACAAAUUUGACUCACUACAGUAAUGCUAGAUUACCUUCUUUGGACACUGUAAAUUUAUACUCUGAUCAGGUUGGAUUUUUAAGCUUCAAUAAUUCCUGCAAAAUUUUAUUUGGAAAGGGUCAGUAUAUCUCGAUAGAUGAAAAGAUUGAGCGCAUUUUAAGAGAUUACGAAGUUAAUAAGGACAUGAAACAGUGUUUGAAAAUGUUAAGUUAUGCAACAAAAUCUAAUUUUUGAUUUCGCCAAUUAACUUAUUAUUUGGAGACAGGCUUCACGUAAAAAUGCUAAUCAUCGUACGAAAACGUCUACAAAGAAUUAUGGUACAAUGACUCAAAGUGCGAUGGAAACGGAAGAUAAUUGGGUGAACCUUCCGGAUCUAAAACAUUGCGGAAGGAACACCAUCAAAUACGCACCCUACAGGAUCGCAUAUACAUGAAAAGAGAAGGUCCAAGAGAAACGCAAUGAACUUCUCAAAUACGUAAGAAAGUUGAAUUCCAUUGUCAGGAAAGAAUAUUAUCCAAUGCCCAAAAUUAAGGAGAACAUUAACACUUUUCUACCUUUUCCACUGCAUUAGACCAUUUUACGACGAUACUCGCCGUAACAAUAAUAAGGAUCCCACACGGAUCGGAAAGAGUGAAUAUAUUACACUCUAUAUAAAAUAUCAACAACAAAAAUCAAAAUUGUACAAAUGGCAAAUACCGAUCAAGCAAAUCAAUUUGGUCCACGAGAUCUAGUCGAAUUGGGGACAACCAAUUAUAUGACUGCACCCGAAGCGGACGAGGAUAAUACACCUGAGUUUCCAUCCGAAGGGUUCCCAAAUGGAUACACACCCGUACCACUGACCGUCGGUGCCGAUACGGACAUCAAUAAGAUGAUGCGGGUAGUAGCGCAUGGAUUGAAUACUGAUACGUUGCAGGUCAGAGAUGCCAUUCAAUUCCUUUAUCUUUUUGGUUUGUCAAUUGUCGGCACACUUGACAAGCCUAUAAAGUGUUUUGGAAAACCUUGGCUGACCGCGGGAGUUGAAGUUUCUCCCAUUAAACCGUUCGCUGUGGUGGAAACAGAAUAUCGAGCAGAAAAUGCUGUUCCAGCUCCAGGAACAAGUGCUAAAGAAAUCCCGGUUCUUGCUUUCCGGAUACUAUGUGUCUAUCGUAUGCAUCGGACAAAGAUUGAAAGUUACCAAACAGCACUCCACAGGACCGCAACUGCAAUCAUGACAUCUCUAUCAAGUGGAGCUAUAUGGAGGGGAUCUGCUACCCCAGAAAAGUACAAUCAGUGGGAGACAUCAGAAAAUUUUGGAAAGAUAGUAGCCGGGUAUGACUGGUUCUUCUAUAUUUUCAAUCGUCACGAAUAUGCUGCGCUCAGAUUCGGAACAGUUUCUUCCCGGAUGGCGGAAUGUUCUGUAUUUAACGCAUUCAAACACGCUGCUGCAAAUGUCUCGAUUCCAUCUAGAGAGAUGUACAAAUGGCUUUGGGAUAGAGUCUUGAUGAAGGAAUAUUUCAUCCUGGGCAAAGAAACUGAUAAAAUAUCAAUGGAUUCUUUUAAAACCAUUUAUCUCAAGCUCAGUGUCAAUGGCCGAGUAUGUGGCUGAAGAUGCAGAACCGAACCCUGGAGUUCAGAGAGAGGAAUUGCCUGCAUUGGUUAUUAGAAUCCUUUGCAUUUAUCGUCUUCACAAAUCUCCAAAUCCAGGAUAUCGCGUGAAUUUGACCAAAUCUGCAAAGUCAAUGAUGAACUAUAUCUGUGAGGGUUCUACCUGGCGCAGGACCGGAACCCCUGAAAAAUACAAUAACUGGGACACCUAUGAUAACUACACUAAACUAGUCGCCGCCUACGACUGGUUUUUCCAGAUUGGUUUACUGGAAUGCUCAUUGCUUGACACUUUGAUUUACUAAAAACUCUUCAAAAAUCUAAAUCAAUGAAAUACAUUUAAAUCUCCAGACAUUCUAUACCUCCUCAACCGCCACCGAGUUGGAAGCUGCAGUGACCACAGCAAGAGUCGACGGCCGAGAAGUCUCGAUUACAGCGUCACAUGCAGAGCGCUGGUACAAUUCCCUAAAGAACAUCAUAAGUGAAGAUGGAAACCCUCGUCAGAAAGAUGCCAUAUUUUACAUAGGCUACUUAGCCAUGGUGUGUACCAGACUUGUGAUCAAGUCCCCAGCGCAGGUCUCCAAAUACAUUGCGAACAACGUAUAUGCCCGAUUGACACAAUUGGUAGGGAUGGACAGUGACGUCCUCCAGACAUCGAUCCAGGCGGUGGUACCUCCAUCCACCCAUGCACUUAAGACACUGCUAAAUAUAUUUAAGAAGGGCAAUCCUAAAUACAAACCCGUCCUCCUACUCAUGAUUCAAGGAUACAGGCACAGCCAGAUGGAAAUCUCUGGAAUAUUUCAGUCGGCCUGCAUCCUAUCUAUAGCCGGAACAGGAUUGGCCGCCUUCUUGUGGUGGUUUAAGGCGUCUCGGAAAUUGGACUUGCCACCUGGAGAGGUUGUGGAUUUCUUUUCGUCUGCGAGGUUCACUACGUUCCUCCAGAUGAUUUACACUUUCGAAGCGCUCACACUCAAACCCAAAAUAACAGAUACGUGGAUGUUCUCCCGUCUGCUUCGAGACGAUGCCUGGGCUAACUUUACUAUACCCAGGGUCCCGUUUCCUGUUGCAAUAUGUGUGGCAGUAACCGUGGAUGGAGAUAGAUCUGACGGAACACCGCACCAGCGCAGAGGCCCACCCCUUCCCCAGCUUCAGUGGCUACGGCCGCUGAGCCGUCCUCAUUGUUUGAGGGUCGUCUAACUGGAAGUAGGGUCGUGGUUGAGGCACAAAGUCAUAAUUUUGACUUUUCAGGAUAUUUACUCCUGAUGCACGCUCUCUAUGACGUAAUGACGGACACUGACGUCCGUAUUAGGAGAUCGUUGCCCUACUGUGCCUUCCAACACUAUUGUGUUGAGCUACUGAACGGAGUAGCAAUUGAACGCGUAAUGAACCAGAACGCCGAAGGCCGGUUCAGGAGUGAGGAGAGACCAUUUGAGUUUCUUGACGUACAGAGCAAGACUAUACCCACUCCCAUUGUUGACUAUCUGUCAGCAAUUACGCGUACAACAAUGGCUAAUGGCAAGGUCAUAAACUUCAACCUCCCAGCUGGUGGAACACCGCAGCACUCUACAGAUGAUGAUAUUCCAUCUAGAUAUAGAAAAAAAAAUCUAAAUACCGUACAUGCAGCAUAGGUAAUAUGGCGAUCCUGUUACCAAAAUGUGCCUAUUGGCACAUCGAUGAAGAAAAUCGUCAUUCAUUCGUGGGAGAUCCACGAGGUCACUUCGACAAAGAAGUAGCUUACCCAUCCGGAAGAUUUAUCCGAGAAAAUUAAUCCGAGAAGACAGACAAUUAAUCUUUAAUUGUCGUUAAUAAAGUAAAUUUAUUAAAGACAAUUCCUUUACGGGUCCCGUGAAAGCCCCUUAAAUUACGAGGGAGAAUCUCACAAAAACAUCUAACUAGUAGACUUUUAGACUCCAUUAGACAACGUGAUGGCCAGAGUAAAUACUCUACUGACUGAGUAUGCCUCAAAGUUCAACAUGACAACCGGAAUACCGGACAGUGUCACUAAUCCAGCGUCCUUCAUCUUCCUUCGUGCGGACAGGAAGUCACCUAGCACCUCCCUUCUCGCCAAUGAGAGUGCAACUCUCCACUGUCCAGAGCAAUUUGGAAGUCUGGCAGCAAAUAUGGCGUAUUAC
This is a messenger RNA of Lutzomyia longipalpis, 6725 nucleotides long. Its product is annotated as cytochrome P450 6g1-like. Bases 103 to 1632 code for a protein of 509 amino acids. The record is from RefSeq and is a predicted model, not a curated record. Gene Ontology annotation, biological process: insecticide catabolic process; response to DDT. Lineage: Eukaryota; Metazoa; Arthropoda; Insecta; Diptera; Psychodidae. Gene Ontology annotation, molecular function: oxidoreductase activity, acting on paired donors, with incorporation or reduction of molecular oxygen; heme binding; monooxygenase activity. The transcript has 4 exons.